Molecule: messenger RNA, 2774 nt
Organism: Cyclopterus lumpus (lumpfish)
Lineage: Eukaryota; Metazoa; Chordata; Actinopteri; Perciformes; Cyclopteridae
Gene: grinaa
Product: glutamate receptor, ionotropic, N-methyl D-aspartate-associated protein 1a (glutamate binding)
Exons: 7
Coding region: 173-1216 (347 amino acids)
Biological process (GO): negative regulation of apoptotic signaling pathway
Cellular component (GO): endoplasmic reticulum; Golgi apparatus; membrane
Source: RefSeq, a predicted model, not a curated record
ACACCACGUGACCACGUCGUGUGGUGUCGUCACAGGCUCCGCUCGAGACCAGUUGUUCAGUUGAUCAGUCCAGAGACCAGGAGGAGGAGGAGGUAUACUUAAUGUCGGCUGUCACUCUGAAAUAUACACAUUAAAGAUUGUUCUAGUAGCACAGUGAGCCAUCGCCCACAUCAUGUCCCAGGACAAGAGUGGAUACCCUGUUAUGGGUGAGAACAACCCACUUCACAACAGCGUCUAUGGACCCCCUCAGCCAGGUUUUGGCAUGCCCCCACCAAACUACAGCCAAGCCCCAGCGGGACCGUACCCUCCAGCAACCGGCUACGGACAACCAGGCUUCCCCCAGGCAGGCCCAGGUUUUGCCCCUGGUCCCUACCCUCAGAUGCCUUACCCUCAGAUGCCCUACCCACAAGGGCCCUACACUCAGGGGCCUUAUCAGCAAGGACAAGCACAGCCAGGCUUUCCCGAUGACCCAACGGCUCCUACCGUCAGUCCUGGUUACCAUAGUGAUGGGCCUCCCUCUUACUACGACAAUGAGGAGUUCACCAACUCUGGCUUUGAGGACAAGACCAUCAGACAAGCCUUCAUUAGAAAAGUCUUCAUGGUUCUCACAGUGCAGCUGAUGGUCACUUUCUCGUUUGUUGCCAUCUUCACCUUUGUCGACGAGGCCAAGUACUUUGUCCGGCGCAAUCCAUGGACAUACUAUGUGUCCUAUGCAGUCUUCUUUGUUUCUCUGAUCGUCCUCAGCUGUUGUGGAGAAUUCCGCCGCAAGCACCCCUGGAACUUGGUUGCCCUGUCCAUCCUGACCCUGAGUCUCUCCUACAUGGUGGGCAUGAUUGCCAGCUUCUAUGACACAGAGACUGUCAUCAUGGCCGUGGGCAUCACUGCAGUGGUCUGCUUCACUGUCGUGCUCUUCUCACUACAGAGCAAGUAUGACUUCACUUCCUGUCGGGGCGUGCUGUUUGUUUGCCUGAUCGUGCUGUUGCUCUUCUCCUUUCUCUGCAUCUUCAUCCGCCAUAGGAUCCUACACAUCGUUUAUGCCUCACUGGGCGCCCUGCUCUUCACCUGCUUUUUGGCUGUGGACACUCAGCUUCUCCUGGGCAACAAGAAGCUGUCUCUGAGUCCAGAGGAGUACAUUUUUGCUGCCCUCAACCUCUACACUGACAUCAUCAACAUUUUCCUCUACAUCCUGGCUCUUGUGGGACGCUCCCGUGAAUGAGGCUGCACCUUAAAGAGAAUAAGAGGGAGACAGAGAUAAUCCCGUUAUUGUGAAAUGUUGCUAACAUGCUCCCUAACUCCUUUAACUUUUGCUUCACUUUUUCCCAUGGUACUCUUCAUUUCCUCUUCGAUCACACAUACACUUCUUUAAACAGGCAGUUGUGCUGUGGAACAGAUGCAACCUGUCAUAUAAUCCGACUGAGAGGGACACUAUUUAUUUUAAACAAAUCUAUGAUCGGUCUUUUCCUCAGUUUGACCACUUUGCUUGCUGUAACUGUGCUUCUACUAACACAGAUGGCAACGUUAGUUUGGCUCAUACAUGUUAUCCUAUGAAUGCGUGGCACUCAGCUUUGCCUUGCUGCAGAGAUUAAACUGAAAAAGAGCGGGGAGGUAUUCACAGUGCCGAAUAUUGAUGCAAACCAGUUUUUCCUGAGAAGAAGUUAAUGCUAGAAAUUCCUGUUUUCCCAAACGUAUCUCACCUUUUGAGCCCGCUGGUGUGAAGUAACUCUGCAUGGCAACAUUGGAAACACAACUAAAGGUGUGUUAUGGUUCUUUAGAGCUACCAGAGGAAUACCUCUAUCACAGCUGUAAAUAGUUAAGUGUAUAACUGUAUAUGAUACCUCAAACCCCUCCCACCUCGGAUGUGUUGCUUUUUGGGGAAAUGUGCCCUGAUAUUAGGACUGUACUGGGUAAGUACCCAGUACAGUAACUCAAAUAUUGUAUUGGCAAAAGAAUGAAGAUCAGUGUUGGAUGUGAUUAACAUGAACAUGAAUUAUUAUUUAUAAACUAUAUAUUCUUACGGAAUGUCUUUUCAUGUUUUGAAAUUAAUUAUAUGAUUCCAAACUGAAAUGUCACUUGUUUGCUCUCAUCUGGUCAUUAACAUGAAGUGAAAAUGUAGCGCUCUAUACGUUUUUUCUCAUUACAACUAAUGUGAACUAAAGUUGAAGUAUUGGAAUUUCUGCCCACUUCCAUACCAAGCUGAUCCAAGUUUCAGAACUUCUGAGUUUUAACACCAUUAUAGAUGGACGACUGACUUAUAACGUAUCUAUUUAUUGAGCUUGAUGUAGAUAACAGGGUUGCUUUAAGGUUGCUUUUAAGAUGGUGUUGAGGAAGACACCUGCUUAUGCUGUUGUUUGGAAAAAUGUACAAGGACUUUGUUACUUGACGUGAUUGUGAAACCACCAUAUACUGGUUAUACUCAAAAGCUAAAGGAAUCAACAGGCACUGGAAGCCAAAAUGCACGUAAACACACACAACUUGAGAGAUAUAUUUAACAUGAACAUUUUUUAUUUUGUAACUUCAGUUUUGAUUUUACACCUCUUGCAUGGCCCUCUCCUCUCAUUUGCAUGUGUUGAUAAUGCACACUAUACAGGUAUUCCUGUUUUGGAGAGACACAGUGUUGUUUGGCAGCCCUUUUUUUAACUCUUGUGUUUGUAUCUAACUGAUGUGUAAGUGUACAUAGAACUCCUUAGUGGUUUGAUGUGUAUAGGUAAAGUAAUUUCAGGGCUUUGUAGGUCUGUUGGCACUGUAUAUUUGCAUUAAAUCAAAGUGGAACCACA